Messenger RNA from Thalassophryne amazonica, 1997 nucleotides. It is a transcript of the gene pgfb, whose product is annotated as placental growth factor b. NCBI's taxonomy places the organism in Eukaryota, Metazoa, Chordata, Actinopteri, Batrachoidiformes, Batrachoididae. Gene Ontology annotation, biological process: vascular endothelial growth factor signaling pathway; vascular endothelial growth factor receptor signaling pathway; positive regulation of endothelial cell proliferation. The transcript is spliced from 7 exons. The record is from RefSeq and is a predicted model, not a curated record. The coding region runs from base 379 to 870 and encodes 163 amino acids. Gene Ontology annotation, cellular component: membrane. Gene Ontology annotation, molecular function: chemoattractant activity; vascular endothelial growth factor receptor binding; growth factor activity.
GGGGCCGAAAACCGAGCCGACAAACUGUCUGCGCAACUUUACGCACGCACCGAAGCGGAUCCCCGCACCACCAGAACCCGGCGUUCUGCAUUUUUCCCCCGUCCUCACAUUUAAAACAUGCACAUUUACUCCAAAUUUGCGUGCGCGGUGGCCACCGGCGUUUUUUGACACUCCGGGACCUUUACGCAUCAUACACACGCGCACACGCUUUUUUAAAGUCACAUUCCCGCAGAGGAGCUACGUGACCGCGCUCAUUCUCAGCUUUUCACGAAGCAGGAAGCAGAUGACUUGGAAGUUCCCAGUCAGCAUCUUUUUCUCUGGGCGCUGUUGAACUUUUCCUUGGAUUGUUUUGGCGCGCGUCGCUGUGCGCUCGCAGAAAUGAAAGUCGCUUUUGUCGCUCAGCUGGCGGUGGCGCUUCAGCUGCUGCUCUCACCUCUGCAGAGUGUGACAUUGCCAAGUGUAAACAGUACGUCUGAAGUGCUGAUGUUCCAACAAGUGUGGAGGCGGAGCUACUGCCGGACCAUCGAGAAACUGGUAGAAGUGGUGCAGGAAUACCCGACGGAGGUGGAGCACAUUUACAGCCCUUCCUGUGUGCCCCUGGUGCGGUGUGCAGGUUGCUGUGGGGACGAGAACCUCGAGUGCCAUCCAACCCACACCACAAAUGUCACCAUGCAGCUGCUGAAAAUCAGGCCAGCAGAACCGGGUCAGGAUUAUGUGUCGAUGACAUUUGUGGAGCAUCAGCGAUGUGAAUGUAGAGUCAGGAAACUCAUCGUGAAGGCUGACCGGAAACGAGAAAGAGGAAGAGGAAGGAAGAGGAAGGAGAAACAAAAAAAUAAAGACUGUGACAGGUGUCAGAUCCCUCGUAGGUAACUGCGGUUGUAACCCUGAGCCUGUUCCAGCGUGGCUUAUGUUUAAUUCCCAGCCCAGCAAGUGCACCGAGAGUCUUCAUCACUCUUCUAUCAAUAACUGUGUGUGCAGCCAGAUUCUCAGACAGCUGGUCCUGUUGAACGGCCUUCCUGCUGAUGGGCAGAGCAGUUAUUUGUUUUGUUGUUGUUUUUUUUUUUUAAAGACAAGGUUCAAAGGUGACCGGUGGAAACACUGCUGUUACUCCCGACACAAUGGAGACCCCUGGGAACCUGUGCAAUUUUGGACCAAACAGACUGAAAUACUGAGACCUUUUCUCAUUUAUACUUAUCACUUAUUGUCUUUUUGUCUAUUUGGUAUUUAAAGGUGGCUACUCCUUUAUAUAUAUAUAUAUAUAUAUAUAUAUAUAUAUAUAUAUAUAUAUAUAUCCAAGAACAUUACAAAGCCGUGAAGUGCCUAGGCUUCAUAUCUGGGCCCCAAAGUGCAACUAUUCUGCAGAUGCAACAACACAGUGUCGCCCUCUAGUGUUAUGUACAAUUAUUUUAUUCUAUACCUGCUUACAUCAAGGGUCAUGGGGGUGGUGUAGCCAGACUAUAGCAGGGCCACAUACACUUGGAUGAACUCACUCACACCUACGGUUAAUUUUUAGUUAACAAUUCAUCAAACCUGGAUGUCUCUGGAAGGGCGAUGAAGCCGGAGCACCUGGAGGGAACCCAUGCAAACAUGUGGAAGAACAUGCAAACUUCACACAGAAAUGACCAGGUGGGAAGCGACCCCAUGACCUUCUUACUGUGAGGCAACAGUAGUAACCACUAAUCCACCAUGCAGCACCUUUAUUCUCUUCAAGUUUGCCAGGAAAAAAAAGAGACUGAGUCAUAAUCCAUAACAGUUUGAAACUUAAAUAUCAACUAUGAUUCUGUGUUGAUUCUCUGAAUCCUGUGACAACAACCAGUAUUUAUCUGAAAAUGAGUUUAUAUGUGAAUAAACACUGUGAGCAGAUAAUAAAUAUAUAUGUCAUAUUGUCAAAGGUUUAAAGUUUUGUAAGAAUGUUAGAAGGAAGAAUACAGCUGGGAUUUUAUGUUUUUUUUAACUUGUUUGUGACAUCAAAUCAAAAUAAAAACAAGAAGGGGCAC